Dovyalis caffra is the source of this 1131-nucleotide messenger RNA. The record is from the annotation of a GenBank genome assembly. Lineage: Eukaryota; Viridiplantae; Streptophyta; Magnoliopsida; Malpighiales; Salicaceae.
AUGGCUUCCGUACUUAACUCUGCUUUGUCCUUGAAUUUAUCGAAUUUUAAAAGUAAACGAGUUCGAAAUCACUCAUUCGUCUCUCCUGUUUCUCUUUCUCUCACAAGGAGGAGAGUUACAGUUAGAGCAGCAGAGACGGAUGCAAAUGAAGUGAAACCUCAGCCACCAGAUAAGGCGCCGGCUAGUGGUGGUGCUGGUGGUUCCAGCUUUAACCAGCUUCUUGGCAUCAAAGGAGCUGCUCAAGAAACUAAUAAAUGGAAGAUACGUCUUCAACUUACAAAACCUGUUACUUGGCCUCCGUUGGUUUGGGGAGUAGUUUGUGGAGCUGCUGCUUCAGGAAACUUUAAUUGGACUUUGGAGGAUGUUGCUAAAUCAAUUGUUUGCAUGCUUAUGUCUGGCCCAUUUCUUACUGGCUACACACAGACGCUUAAUGAUUACUAUGACCGAGAGAUUGAUGCAAUUAAUGAACCUUAUCGUCCAAUUCCAUCAGGGGCUAUUUCUGAGAAUGAGGUUAUUACUCAAAUCUGGGUGCUGCUACUGGGAGGCCUUGGCUUGGCUGGUUUAUUGGAUGUGUGGGCAGGACAUGACUUUCCAAUAGUUUUUUACCUUGCUUUGGGUGGAUCCUUACUGUCAUACAUAUACUCCGCUCCUCCUUUAAAGCUAAAACAAAAUGGAUGGCUUGGAAAUUUCGCCCUUGGAGCAAGUUAUAUCAGUUUGCCAUGGUGGGCUGGUCAAGCUUUGUUUGGGACCCUUACACCUGACAUCAUUGUCCUAACACUCUUGUACAGCAUAGCUGGGCUAGGUAUUGCUAUUGUAAAUGACUUUAAAAGUAUCGAAGGAGAUCGGGCACUUGGACUUCAGUCACUACCAGUAGCUUUUGGUGCUGAAACUGCUAAAUGGAUUUGUGUUGGUGCUAUUGAUGUUACUCAGUUGUCUGUAGCUGGUUAUUUGCUAGGAGCUGGUAAACCUUUUUAUGCUUUAGCCCUAGUCGGCUUGAUAAUUCCACAAGUUGUUUUCCAGUUUCAGUAUUUCCUGAAGGACCCCGUGAAGUAUGAUGUUAAAUAUCAGGCUAGCGCGCAACCUUUUCUCGUGCUUGGUUUGUUGGUGACUGCUCUGGCAACUAGCCACUAA